This is a messenger RNA of Maylandia zebra (zebra mbuna), 891 nucleotides long. It is a transcript of the gene dolpp1, whose product is annotated as dolichyldiphosphatase 1. The record is from RefSeq and is a predicted model, not a curated record. NCBI's taxonomy places the organism in Eukaryota, Metazoa, Chordata, Actinopteri, Cichliformes, Cichlidae. Gene Ontology annotation, molecular function: dolichyldiphosphatase activity. Gene Ontology annotation, cellular component: intracellular membrane-bounded organelle; endoplasmic reticulum membrane. Gene Ontology annotation, biological process: protein N-linked glycosylation; lipid biosynthetic process.
UGGCUGGACACGUGUCUGGGCGUUUCACUGUGGGACUGCCCGGUUGUGUCCGGGUAAGAUGGCGUUGGAAGAGCAGUGCUCGGCACCACCUCGAUGGCGGUCCAUAUCUUUGACACACGUAGAGUUCCCCGAGGAUGAUCUGACGGGACACUUGCUGGCCUACAUCAGCCUCAUCCCUAUAGCAAUUCUUGUGGGCUUUGUUACACUCAUAGUGUUUAAACGGGAACUGCACACGAUUUCCUUCUUUGGAGGGCUUCUCCUGAAUGAAGGAGUGAACUGGCUGCUGAAGCACAUUCUCAGAGAGCCGCGCCCAUGCGCAGGGGCUCACACAACCGUGCACACAGAGUAUGGGAUGCCCUCCAGUCAUUCCCAGCUUAUCUGGUUCUUUGUUGUUUACUUCUUUCUUUUCCUUUAUUUAAGAAUGCAUCAAACGAACAAUGCUCGAUGUGUGGACCUUCUGUGGAGACACAUACUGUCCAUUAUCCUCUUGGGCAUAGCCUUAUCAGUGUCAUACAGCAGAGUCUAUUUGUUGUAUCACACCUGGAGCCAGGUUUUCUACGGUGGAGUGGCCGGUAGUACGAUUGGCAUAAUCUGGUUCUUUAUUACACAAGAGGUGCUGACACCAAUAUUCCCCAAAAUAGCUGCAUGGCCAAUAUCAGAGUACUUCCUGGUACGAGACACAAGCCUGAUCCCAAACAUCUUGUGGUUUGAGUACACAGUGACCAGAUCAGAGGCACGGAACAGACAACGAAAGCUUGGAACAAAAGUUCAGUGAUCUACAAAGUUCAUUUGUGAAACUGAGUUUAGGACCACACGUGCACACAGAUACAUUCCCAUUUACAGACGCAAACAAAUGUUCACUCAACCCCUCCCCCCCCCCCAACCAAAAAA